Messenger RNA from Lobosporangium transversale, 1641 nucleotides. RefSeq names its product alpha/beta hydrolase fold-domain-containing protein. The transcript has 3 exons. NCBI's taxonomy places the organism in Eukaryota, Fungi, Mortierellomycota, Mortierellomycetes, Mortierellales, Mortierellaceae. Bases 126 to 1586 code for a protein of 486 amino acids. The record is from RefSeq and is a predicted model, not a curated record. Gene Ontology annotation, molecular function: hydrolase activity.
GUGGUCCUGUAGUCAUAUAACCCUUCCACUCUAUUUCCGUUAAAUCAAACCACUUUUCUUUUUCUUUUCUUUUCUUUCUCCACUUUGUUCUUUUCUACCUUUUACCUGUAAAUUAAAAUAUCAUUAUGAAAAGACCUGUCAAAGUCCCUCUCCUUUAUAACCGUACUGGAAACUGCAUCACCAGUUGUCCAGCAGACAUUGACUCAACCACCCAGCAACAGCCGAAAUCUUACUCUUUUACGCACAGGAAUCAAUUUCCUCGCCCAUCCUUCUCUCAACGUGCUCACUUGAAUGGCAUCCUCCAUACCCCUGACGAUGCUGUCUUUGUAAUCAUUACUAUCCUCUUCAUCUUUUGGUCCCUGGUCCGACUGUUUUGUCUCGAAUUACCUUAUUUUAUCCUCACAGGGUUCAGACGAUCCACGAAGCAACAUCCAGUUGAAUGGUCAUGGUGGGCCAGUGCGCUUUUCAGUAUCUUACGCUGCGGCUGUUCGGAUAUUGAUACUAUGGGUCAAGCUCGUUUCAUUGGCCUGCUAUUGAAUUCUUUUAUGCCCUUACAGAUGCUGUUUCUGCCCAAAAAGAUCAAAAUUACUAAAGGUAUCAAGUUCAAGGUCAAGUUGGAUGUCCUCCUUAGACCUGAACGCGCAUCUUUGACUGAAGUGCGAGCACAGCUUUUGGAAAACUACCCAAAUUUUUCGGAUGACCCCAUGAAUCCUAGCGAAAGUUAUUUAAAGUCGAUGCAUCCUCGAGGCCCAAAUGCUCCUCUAGCGAAUAUCCCAGAAGAAGUGGGGCCUCUUGAUACGGAUGGUACCUAUACACUUACAGGUGAAUGGAUCGAAGCUCUUGAGGACUCAUCCAAAAGCAGCAACAAGCCUCGAAGCAACACUGUGGUCCUAUAUUUCCAUGGUGGAGCCCACAUCAUCUGUUCUUCCAAGACACAUAGACAUACACUUGCACGUCUUGCGAUGGAAAUCGGACCAGGGACACGAAUUUUCUCAGUGGAUUACCGGCUGGCACCAGAAAACCCAUUCCCUGCCUCAGUUCAUGAUGCAUUUGCAGCUUUCCUCUACUUGACAGAACCCAAUCAUACGGCCUUGGUCUUGGAUGAUGGCGACAAUUCAGCUGCUACAGUCCAUCAACUCCCAAUCGACCCAAGAAAUAUUGUUGUGGCGGGUGAUUCUGCUGGUGGCAAUAUAGCGGCGGCUUUCAUGCUGUAUAUGAACAAAUAUGUCCAACCUUCAACUGAGCCAAAGUUUAUUUUACCACAUGCAGCUCUGUUGUUGUCCCCAUGGAUGGACAUUACAUCCUCGUUGCCUGCAGGUAAAAGCUUUGACUGGCAUUGUUUCUGUCCCGGACCCAUUGGAACAUCACCAUUUGAUAAGAAAGCAUUUAUUGAAUACAAAAAGCAAAACUAUGCUUGCAUCUAUGUCUGCGGUGACAAAAACUUGGUUCCGAACGCUCGAAAUGCACUUGGAAAAGAUCGAUACUGGCAAUGGUAUACCCACCUGGCUCAGCAUCCACUCAUCUCCAUUGCAUUCGCAAACGAAGGUUCCCUCGGCGGUUUUACCAACACUCUCUUUGUAAGAUGAUCCUCUUCUCUUUUACUUUUUUAAAAGUUUUUUCAUUCUCAUUGACUCAUUUUAU